UCGCAUGGUGGUUAAAAAGGCGAUGCAAGAAGACUCUUCUAUGAGGCUGAAGAUUGAAAAUUAUAGUCAAAUAUGUAUUCGUUGAUAUAUAAAUAGAAAAGAAACUGACAUGAUGAAAGGAAUUUCCUUAUUUGUUGUGUAGAGGGAGAACCGCGGAAGAGAGCCAAAACCCGUAGCUUUUGAAAUCCUACCCUCACAAUCGAUCUCUCAGCUUUUCGCAAGAAAAAUCUCUCUCUCUCUCUCACUCCCAUUCGUCUUUUCCAAAAGAAUUCCAGGUGUGAGCGAACCGCGAAAACUUGUAGAUGGAGCUGAUCUUGUGGGCCAUCUGUUUUCUCAUCGACUUAGCUCUCCUGGCAUCCACCUUUUAUCAGAUUUUGAUCUUGACGGACUUGGAGUCUGACUACAUAAACAUUUACGACACAGCAUCUCGCAUAAAUUACAUUGUCGUCCCUGAGUUCAUUGUGCAAGGAGUACUCUGUGCCAUUUUCCUCGUGACAUGGCAUUGGUUCAUGUUUCUGAUGACAGUUCCCCUUACUUGCUAUCAUGUGAUGCUGUUUUUGAAACAGCAGCAUCUUUUUGAUGUCACCGAAGCAUUCAGAUUUCUUAGUGCUGAGAAGAAGUUUCGGUUGAUCAAGCUUGGUUUCUACUUAACGAUGUUCGCCAUAGUCACUGCCAGGCUUGCAUUAUCUGCUUUCGAAUUUUUAGCUGAUGCGGAUGAUGCUGAGCAUUUGUUUUAAUUGUCCGCUGUUUGAGCAGGAUGGUAGCCACUCAUUGUAAUUUGUAAGUUUGUUUCUGAUAUAUUUGUUCAAUAUGAAGAAAUGAAUUCUACCUCACCGGUUUCGAUAUGUUAGGGGGACUCACUAGUUAGAAUGAAUAUCAUUACUCUCUUCUGAUGUUGGGUAUCCGUACCCUAUUUUUUGAUAUCCAAAGUUAUUCCAUUGGCUCAGAUUUGGUGAAUGCUUGUAGCCUGACUUCUGGAUGUAAUUAGAUAAACUACUUGUAUUGGAAGUGACUCAUUGGAAUGGUCACGUGUCAUGUAUCAUCUGGUGAUUAA
Messenger RNA from Alnus glutinosa, 1054 nucleotides. Its product is annotated as protein cornichon homolog 1. Gene Ontology annotation, biological process: vesicle-mediated transport. The transcript is spliced from 4 exons. The record is from RefSeq and is a predicted model, not a curated record. The coding region runs from base 303 to 737 and encodes 144 amino acids. NCBI's taxonomy places the organism in Eukaryota, Viridiplantae, Streptophyta, Magnoliopsida, Fagales, Betulaceae.